This is a messenger RNA of Symbiodinium sp. CCMP2592, 3459 nucleotides long. Lineage: Eukaryota; Dinophyceae; Suessiales; Symbiodiniaceae. The record is from the annotation of a GenBank genome assembly.
AUGGUCAUAGCCAUCUCCUGUCAAGCCGUGGGCUUGGCAGAGCAAUGGAGGGCAGUGGGUUUGGGCCCACCGGUGUCUGACAUCUCCAACGGCACCUAUACCUACGUGCCUUACACCUUUGAGCGUCACCACAUGCAUCGUCCUUUGAUCUUGGGAUUCACGACAGUUGGACACGACAUGGGUUUUGUUGCCACGCUGGGCAGUGAGGUUCUGGCAGCGUUGGAGCUGGAGAGAUACCACAAGAUCCGGUAUUUUGAUUUGCGCGUUCUGUCUGGGAUGAACGAAAACUUCGGAAGCAUCGACGAUUUGUGUCAGUGGGUAAUGGAUCAUCGACAGAAAGAUUGCAUCGAAGUCUUGGCAAGUAUGGAGCCAGAGCCUGAUGAGGAUGAGUACUCCUUUGAGGUUCGUGCCCUGAAGCGGCGAGAGAGAGUCUUGUAUGAGAACGCCAUGGAGAGAUACAUUAAGCCAGCCUUACAGCAGCUCUGCCACCUGGUCCACCGAAAAAUGCGAGACUUGGGCGAAUGGGCUCGAGAUUUGGACCCUGGAGGCUCCUGUCAGAUCCAGUACGAUAUUGCUGUGAGUGCGGCAACGAAUCAACAUGCCAGCCAAUACAACACUUUGAUGUUAGAUCUGGUCAAGCCUUAUGUUCAGGCAACUGAGUGGCAUUUGGUCGAUCACCACCACGCCCAUGCGGCAGUGGCUUGGUUGGAUUCCCCAUUUUAUCGACGCAAAGGCUACAGCUCCUUGAUUUUGAGCUACGACGGAGGUGGAAGCGAUGGCAACUUGCGGAUGUUUCUUGGUGAGUCUGGGGACCCUAAUCUGAAAACAUUGGUGCCAGGGCAGCCUUGGCAUUCCUUCGGCAACGUAUAUGAAGCGGCUUCCUCCCUAGUCCGGGAUCUGGCAUGGGGCACGCCUUACGGUUCCAAGCCGCCCUGUCCAUAUGGCAAGAAGACAGCGUGCCAGCUGGCACUGCCGGGCUCCUUUAUGGCUUUCGCAGCAAUUGGCAACGUGCGCGACGAGUGGCGGCCUGGGGCAAGGCUUUUCAUCAGAAGAGGCCUUUGGAAUGCGAAACUCUGGCCGUCUCCAUUCGGUGGCGAGUGCACGCUCCGGUGCUUUGUCAACGAGUCCAGCGUGUACGGGGGCGACCCCGACUGGUGGUAUCGAUAUGCAUCCUCCGGCCAGGCUGCCUCGGAGUGCUUGGACAGCGCCUACACUCGCAGAGGUGUCAGCUAUUCGGGAUGGACUCGGUAUUACUUUGCUUGCGACAACUCUGACUUGGUGGAGAAGUCUCAGAUGAUCGAUCGGGACUUUGCGGCUACUAUCCAAGAUGAGUUUGAUCAAGUGAUGCUAAGUGUGGUCCACACUAAGCUAGAUGUCACGAAAUUACAGCCCAACUCCUUGGUCAUCACCGGGGGGUGCGCUUUGAAUGUCAAGACCAACACAGCUUUGGCUCGUGGCUUGAAUUUGCCUGCCCAUGUGCCUCCGGCGCCCGGAGACAAUGGCAUCCCGCUUGGAGCAGCAUGGCUGCUGCAUCCCCCACCCGCAGAUCAGCGGAUGGAUUCGCAAGGUGCUGGGAUCCAAUUCUCCGGGGCGCCUUUGACGGAUGUGCAAGGAAAGCUUUUGAUGCCGUCAGACAUUGACUUGGAGCAAGUGAGGGCCGAGAGCCAGCAAAGGUUGACCGAGGCUACGCAAGCGGCCUUGGCUGCGCAAGGGCAGCUGAGCGCGCUACCGACGAUUGUCCGAGAAAUGGGGCAAACAUUGCAGGAUGCAUUGAAAGGCCAGAGCAAAGAACUUGCAGAGGCCGUGAAACGCACAGCGACGGGAGACAAAGGAAAGCUGGUGCUAGUGGACACCAAAGGGCUCGGGAAGCCGAGCACGUUUUCGGGAGAUGCUGAGCAGUUUCUUCCGUGGCGUCACAGGAUGCUUGCCUAUAUCUGCUCUAUCUACCCGGAGCUUCGUGAAGCUUUGGAGUGGUGUGAGGAGCGAGAAAAGGCAAUCAGCACAGAAGAGCUUACGGAAGCAUAUGGUGAGAAAGCUGACGAGAUAGAUCGUAUCCCGAAUCUGCUUGAGAAGUCGACGGAGCUGUCUUCGGCACUGCAGAUGGUCACUGCGAAAGAGCCGUUUGCGAUAGUGAUCAAUUGCAGCACGAAUGGUUUCGAAGCGUGGCGAAGGUUAGCUCGAAGGUACGACCCGUCGACAGCCUCGAGAAAGAGAUCAAUGCUCAAGUCCGUGAUCAAUCCGCAAAAGCAGAAGCUGGAGCAUUUGCCGCAGGCUAUCGAAGAGUGGCUUGAUGCAAUUGCUUCGUACGAGAAGAGAAAAGACGCGAGCGGGAACAGAACCAAGAUCCCGGAAGAGAUAAAGACCGCAGCGCUUGAGUCCAUGUUACCGCAAGAUCUGGAAGCGCAUGUGCAGUUGAACCAGUCGAAGUUUUCUGGGUUUGAGGAUCUUCUUGAAGAGGUCACCAGGUAUGUUGAGCAUCGUACUGGGAAGACCUUGAAAGCAUUCUCUACCUGGGAGACCCGAUGGAUGUUUCAUCCUUUGGGCAAGUCCCGGGAAAGGGCGGCGGCAAAGCGCCAAAGUUUCUGGGAACCUGCAACAACUGCGGCAAGCAGGGCCACAAGGCUGCCGAUUGCUGGUCUCCAGCCAAAGGCGGCAAGGGAAGCUACAGCAAGAGUCCAGGGAAAGGUUCGCCGAAGGGACCCGGCGAGCGGAAGCAACGACCAGGAGACGUGGACCGAACAGCCAGAGCAAGACGAAUCCUGGGAACAAGGCGAGUGGCCUGAAGACCAGGACUGGGAAGACUGGCCCGAGGAAACCGAGUGGAAAGAAGGAAACGGGCUGCUGAUAGGCGGCCUGGAAGAGGAAAAGAAGGAAGAAAAGAAGGAAGGAAGGAAAGAGAAGAAAGAAGAGAAGAAGAAGACAGAAGAGAGAAAGAAGAAAGAAGAAAAGAAGGAAGACUCCGCAGCCGUUUCUGGUCCAAGCGGGUCGGGAAAGAUGUCGGACUUCGGGGACCGCCUCCGGAGUGCCGGCUUGGACCCGUCCCAGCUGGAAGGGCUUACGGACGACGAGGCCAACGAGUUGCAGGGGGCCCUUUUGGCGUCCCUUGUGGCUCUCCAGGCGAGGGCUAAAGCACGGGCCCAAGGACCGAAGGCAGCGGAGGCUAAGCCAAAGGAGCCAGAGCCCAAGGCGAAGGAAGAGCCCAAACCAGAAGAAGCCAAGGCGAAAGAAGCAAGGGCGAAGGAGCCCAAGGCAAAGGAAUCCAAGGUAAAGGAACCCAAGAAGGAGGAAGCCGAGAAGGCAAAGCCGAAGCCGAAGGAGAAAGAGAAGGCGAAGGCCAGCUCGGGCGUUUCGCCCGGAGCGCGGCUGCAGCCGAUCUUUGUGUGCCUUCCUGCGCUCAGGCAAGACGUUCGCACAGGGAGGGGGCGGUGUCUGGGAGCGCAAGGCCGGCGGAGCCGGUAA